AUGAAUACUACAACCACAGACACGAAGCCGGAGGCGGCCCACGAGAUGCCGGCGCACCACCCCUCAGACCCUCAAGUUGCCUUGUCUCCGUCACCGCAACCCACGUACCACAACGACGGGCCUCACAUAUCGCAACCACAGUCGCCAUACCAGAACGAUGCGCAGCACGUAGCACAACCCCAACCGACUUACCAGGGCAAUGGACAGCACGAUCAGAACAAGGCAGCGCCCCAGCAAACCCAUAUGGUGCACCCAACACCGCUGGCGCAGCUGGGCGCCAUGCCAGCUCUCAUCGACUGUCCUUUCUGCAGCCACCGGGGCCCGACCCGUGUUGACGAACACAGCUCUAGCACCACCAUUCUCGCAGGUAUCGGCAUAGGCUGUCUCUGCAUCUGUCUCGCCUGUCUGCCGUGCAUGCUGCACUGGUUCUACGAUGUUGACCACUACUGCACCCACUGCAACCAGCGCGUGUGUUUCGUCCCCAACGGCGGCAUCCCGCAACCCGUCCACCCCCAACAGGGCGCACCGCAGCACUACGUCAUGGGACCGCAGCCACAGUACGGCGCGCAAACGAAGACGCAGGAACAGCAGCAACAGGCACCGCGUCAGUACAGUUAG
This is a messenger RNA of Neoarthrinium moseri, 618 nucleotides long. RefSeq lists its product as uncharacterized. The transcript has 2 exons. Gene Ontology annotation, molecular function: zinc ion binding. The coding region runs from base 1 to 618 and encodes 205 amino acids. Lineage: Eukaryota; Fungi; Ascomycota; Sordariomycetes; Amphisphaeriales; Apiosporaceae. The record is from RefSeq and is a predicted model, not a curated record.